Molecule: messenger RNA, 1598 nt
Organism: Cuscuta epithymum
Lineage: Eukaryota; Viridiplantae; Streptophyta; Magnoliopsida; Solanales; Convolvulaceae
Source: the annotation of a GenBank genome assembly
CUUGUUUUCAAAUCGAAUGGUUCCAACUUGCAAGAGUCGACAAUAGACAUGCAUGUCUCGCCAAUAGAAUGGCCAACUAACCUCAGGAAAUCUCCCAUCAAUAUCACAGAGUAAAGCGAAUGAAGAAGAAGACCAACAAUGGUUUUGAGUUCUGCGAUGUCUGCAAACUGAAUCACAACCAAGGCAGGAAGCACAACUACUUCCCCAGCCACAAGAAAUCGCUGGAGGCGACGCUCUCUCGGUUCCGAUCGAAACUCGCUGACAUCCGCUUCUUCCUAAAAAACCCUACCCCUCUUCGCUCCGAACAAGCCCCUCUCAAUCGCCUCUGGUGCGUGUUCUGCCAAUUCGAUAUCCUUGAGCUCCACAGUUUCCACACCAGUGAAAAUGCUAUUGCGCAUCUGGCAAGCGAGGACCAUUUGAAGAAAUUGAAAGGAUUCCUAUGGAAACACGGCGGUGCAAUGGACAAAAUAGAUUUCUACCGGAUUAAGGAGCUUGAUUUUGUUAAGUGGAAAAAACAAUGCAAAGCUUCAAAGAAGGAGGCUGUUUGUGAAGAAACUCAUGGGCCCUUAAUUGGACCGUCAAAUGAUAUCCAUAAUGAAAUGAACUCUGACUAUGUAAAUAGUUUUGCAAUAGAUAAUAUCCAUGCUGAUAACAUUGACUUUUCGAAUUGUGUUGUGCCUUUACAAAACUGUACUAAUGAGAGGUCUCAGAUAUACGAAUCAGAGUUACCAAUCACACAGGGUGGUCACAUGGGCUCAAAAUACGGGGCCAGUUCAUCCUGCAUUAAUUCAUCUAGGUAUGGGAUUGCUGGACAAUCUACACCAUCGCUUGGAACUGCAAACUUAUCUUCUCAUCCUCUCAUUAAUGGCUUUGCACCCCUGAAAGAGAAAAAAGCUAAAGAGGGAACCGUUUCUUUGGCAGAAGAAGCCAUCAUAGGGAAUGUUCAUUCUGGAGCACCUCCUCCGUGGUUAGAUGCUUUUGAACAAAAUCAGAUAGAUUCUUUGUCAAAGUCUGGUCAAAAUGGCCUUGACUCUUUAUGUCAAAAGAGUAAAUGCUCUAAACUAAACCCAAAACGGGUUGGUGCUGCAUGGGCUGAGAAAAGAAAACUUGAGAUGGAGUUGGAGAAGAAAGGAGAACUUGUCAUGAAAAAUGCUGAUGCAAAUUGGCUUCCCAAUUUUGGAAGAGUUUGGCAAACUGGCAGUAGGAAGGAAUCUAGAAAAGAAUUUCAGAUUGAAAAAAAGUUGUCUGGGAAAAUUGAGAGCCAAUCAUCUAGUGUGAUACAAUUACAGCCUUAUAUCAGCAAACGAAUGCGCAAGGAUUUGGUGGAUAUUCCUGAGCAGCCAAGCAGUCCGGAGUAAAGCCUUAUUUAGACUACAGAGUGCAUCAUUGUAUAUAGAAGUAGUAAACCCAUGUGUUGUUCUGCUAGGGGUUGAAAUAUCUUUAUCUUUAUAUAUAUAAAGAUCCUAUGGUGGGAUUUCAGGUGGGAUCUAUUUAAAGCCAAAACAUGUGAAAAAUUGUUGUCUCAAUUAAGUAUCUAUAUAGUUUUAUAAAGUAAACUUGAGUUAGAAAACAAUGAUGUGUCAACUUCUUAUUGGAUA